This is a messenger RNA of Acanthaster planci (crown-of-thorns starfish), 2867 nucleotides long. Its product is annotated as solute carrier family 2, facilitated glucose transporter member 3-like. Lineage: Eukaryota; Metazoa; Echinodermata; Asteroidea; Valvatida; Acanthasteridae. Gene Ontology annotation, biological process: dehydroascorbic acid transport. Gene Ontology annotation, molecular function: D-glucose transmembrane transporter activity. The record is from RefSeq and is a predicted model, not a curated record. Gene Ontology annotation, cellular component: membrane.
GUAAACAACGCGCGUGCGUGACGAGUUGACGGCAAAUACGUAACAGCACGCCCUCAACAACUUGGUACAGAUAAGAAGGUGGAACAGCUAGCUCUCGAUGUAUGGGGCCGUGGACGAGAAGAACCCAAAAAUGGAGGACAUCGCUAAGGAGAAAGAGGACCUGUCGGCUUCGGUGAAUGGACAUGAUGGAAGACAUGAGCCUGAUUCAGGAACAAGCGUCAGACAGAGGCGAUUGACAGCACCGUUGGUGUUUGCUACAGCCUCGGCUGUGAUUGGCUCAUCACUUCAGUUUGGAUUCAACACUGGCGUCAUCAACAAUCCCAAGCCGGUGAUCCAAGAUUUCUUCAAUGAGACGGAGGAGCGGCGAAGUGGCGAGCCCAUGGAGGACAACCGCAACGAAUUCCUCUUUGCCACGGCGGUGGCCAUCUUUGCUGUCGGCGGCAUGGUGGGAUCCUUGGUUGCUGGCCCGCUGGCCGAUCGGCUUGGGAGGAAGGGGACCCUGUUGCUCAACAAUUUCAUCGCUCUGGUGGCAGCGUUGCUGAUGGGACUCAGCAAAGUGGCCUGGUCCUUCGAGAUGUUGAUCAUCGGACGGUUGGUUAUCGGUCUGAACUGCGGAAUAAAUACCGGCAUUGUGCCAAUGUACCUGUCGGAGGUCUCCCCAUUCAACUUGCGAGGGGCGAUCAGCGUGAUGAAUCAGCUGGGCGUGACAGUGGGCAUUCUCCUGUCCCAGAUCCUAGGUCUUCCGGUGCUCUUAGGUACGGACGCUCUGUGGUCAGUCUGUCUGGCAUUUGCCGCUGUGCCCGCCGUCUUCCAGCUUCUCUCCCUGCCCUUCUGUCCUGAGAGCCCACGCUACUUACUGAUCAUCCGUGACAAACAGAAAAAUGCAGAGAAAGCCCUGGUCUGGCUGCGCGGCGACUCCCAGAUCCAGGACGAGAUUGCGGAGAUGCGGAGGGAGUACACGGAGGAGCAGAAGGAGGAGCGUAUCAGCAUCUUGCAGCUCUUCACGCAGGCCGCGCUGCGUCGGCCGCUGGUCAUCAGCAUCGUCAUGCAGCUGUCGCAGCAGCUGUCGGGCAUCAAUGCGGUGCUGUACUACUCCUCGGAUAUCUUCAUCACAGCUGGAGUGCCAGGGGACAAUGCGAAAUAUGCCACGCUGAGCACAGGUGCUGUUAUGGUGCUGAUGACUAUCAUCAGUGUACCCUUGAUGGACCGCAGCGGCCGGCGUUUGCUGCACCUCAUUGGGCUGGGCACCAUGACAGUUGCGGCGGCCUUCCUAACAGGCUUCCUCUUCCUCAAGGAUUCCUGGUCUCCUGCAUCUUACGUCAGCAUUGUGUGCGUUAUGUUCUUUACAGUAGGAUUUGCCAUAGGGCCAGGUUCUAUACCCUGGCUGAUAGUGGCCGAGCUCUUCUCCCAGGGACCCAGGCCAGCUGCUAUAAGCAUCGCAUUUUGUGUCAACUGGACUGCCAACUUUGCUGUGGGACUUCUCUUUCCGAUCCUACAAAAUGCCUUGCAGAACUACGUCUUCCUCAUCUUCAUUGUUCUUCUCGUCAUCUUCUUCGUCUUCACUUUCUUCUUCGUGCCGGAGACCAAAAACAAGAGCUUUGAAGAGAUCAGCGCCCUCUUCAAGGACAAGUCCAACAAGGCCGAGGAAGCCGGAUUGGAUGGUAAUUCCGAUGGAGUCAGAUACAGCGCCCUCGACACAGAGGAACACUGACCAGUAACCUCUGAACCUGCUGCAUCGCCCCGACCAGAUAGAACAAAGUGUCAGUAGUUUGACUCAUAACCAAUCUUUACAUGGUGACUGUCUAGAGCUCCUACUACUGGGGAUUUACAUUCACCUGCAAGCAAACAACAGUCUGCAUGCAACGAGUCCACCGCAUUGUACACAGGCCCUGUUUGUUUCAAAUGGAUCUAAAUCAGUGAUACUAAUGCUGGUCUGCACCUGUUAAAACCAGCAACGACCAUGAUCUGGAUCUGUUUGAAACAAACAUGGCCUCAGUAUCCUGUACCAACCAACAGGUAACGUGCAGUUGAUUCAUUUCUUCGUGCACAGCAGUGGGUUCAGAUGGCAUGCCACCCAGCCAGUGCAUGAAGAUUAGCGAGCCAGGGUUUCCAGACUUAUCGGAAAUUGUGGAAAAUUCUGGGGGCAAAAAAACGUUCUGGAAAAGUCGUGGAGAAUAAUUCUGUUGUCGGCAGGAAAAAGGUCCUAGAAAUCAAGAUCGUGCUAUGAUGAAGUUUUUUAUAUGCUGCUUUUGAUGUGAUGAACAGAACUGUGAUCAAUUUACCAGCUUUUAUCAGCUGCUACUAGUGGCUAUGGCAGUCUUCGAGAUCAUAAUACGACUCAACUUUUCUGUAUGAUGCCAUUUAAUUUCAGCUGAGUUGUCAGACUUUAGUCCUGGAAAGUCCCGGAAAAGUCAUGACUUUGGUUUUCACACACAUUUCUGGGGCAACUUCAAAUACACAUUGUAAGACUGAAUUCAAGUCGGUUCAUUUUCUUUGUCAAACAUUAUGGGUUUGGGUUCAGUUCAAAUUGUCUUUGGUGGUCUGGGACCUGAUGUUUCCAGUGAACUGGACGUGCAGUUCUUGUUGAAAAGUUCAUUCUGAAGUCCAAAAAUUCGGCCAGAUAGUGCCUUACUUUGUGAGUUGAUGAAACAUGUUUAAAUGUUUUUUGUUGCAAACAAGAUGCAGUGUUUAACAUUUUAUAAAGAAAGAGACCAGUCUCUUCAUAGAUUGAGCUUAAAUGGUGUUUUCCCGGGGAAGAAAACUGCCAAAAUAGUGAGAUAUGGGAUACAGUUUAUUCCAGAAAUUAGGGGUCCCUUUUUUUCGUGUCCCCUGUUACAUCUGACGUGAUUUUGUACGUUCAGAACACA